This is a messenger RNA of Paramuricea clavata, 1541 nucleotides long. Lineage: Eukaryota; Metazoa; Cnidaria; Anthozoa; Malacalcyonacea; Plexauridae. The record is from the annotation of a GenBank genome assembly.
GUCACGUGUGAGAUAGCGCGGGAAGGAUCGAGCGGCAGUUACAAAGGAUUCUUCGAGCGAACGUCAACAACAAAAAUUUUCCGCUUAAAAAUUGAAUAAAAAUGGCAGAAAACACUUCGGAUAUGAAGAAAGAAUUACUACUUACUGAAGAAGAACAAGAUCAGACUGACGAAGACUGUCUAAGAAGGAACGAAUAAUGGAGUUGUUAUCAAAAAUGAAUGAUAAUAUUUGUGCACUAGGCGUAUCGCUAAACAAACGAAAACAUGAGAGCAUUGUCUCGGAUCAACCAAGCACAAACACGGCAAAAAGCUAAAAUUAGGGUACCCGGCAGGUAGGGAUUGCUGCGGGCAUUAAAAGCAAAUAGAACUACAGUAAACAGCACAAAUUAUAUCAAGCACAGUGACGAUUACUUGCAGCGACUAGUGAGCCGUGAAUGGAACUGAGAAGAAGCAAUAUAUAUUGAAGUAGCAAAGACCAGGGGUUAAAGGGAAAUCAGAGGUGACAGGUAUUAAACAUGUGCGUCUCAUUGACAUACAGGUAAAUUAAGAUCAGAUUUCAUAUCAAGUCUGUUUACUGCUAGGCACAUUUAUCACAUUAUAUACAUUAUAUACACACAUUUAUCACACUAAGAAACCAAAACUUUAUAAAAAUAUAGAACUGACACUGGCCAAAGUCCAAAACAAAUGUAAGCGUAACAUUAGAAUUGAAAAAGCUUUAGAAAUUCGAUCAAAAUUCGAAGAUUCGACCGAAUUUAAAAUUUGUGUUCUGCCCAUAGAAAGCGCGCACGACCACAAUUCCAUGCGCUAAAUAAAAUUUAGUUUAAAACCCCCUUUCUGCACAUAUUAGGCUGCUGCUACGCUCGCUCGCUUCAAGCUCGCUCGCUCCGCAGCAAUUAGCUCACUGUCUGAGCCUGUAUCAGACAACGAAUCUGACAGUGUUGCUCUGACAGUGUUGCUGGGAGACGCAGAGCAGGGACAUGAGUUAUAAUGAUCAUACCGUCUCGAAUGGUCAUAUAGAGCAGACGUGUCAUGGAGAGCUCCGAGAUUUUUGCUGAAGAUACUGUAGAACUCGAUUCUACGUUGCAAAAUCAUGUGAAAAAAACAGCUAAAGGGAAGCUAAAGUGGUCAGGAGAUUUUGAAUCACUUCAGGCAUUUAUCAAAAAAGGUUCGGGAGACUUUAAUGGGAUGUCGCCGCGAGGCGGUUGUAAGGACCUCAAACAUCCGAGCAUCACUUUGCGCUGGUAUGUCGAAUCGCAAAGUUUAAUAGUCGAUGGUGAGCAAGCUGAUGUUGUUCAAGACAAGCUCUUUUCGUCCGCCCAACAAAAUCAAGAGAUACUUGAUGAAAUGACGAGCGACGAAGAAUCAGAUAUACUCCACAACGACAGCGACAAUAAUGGCGGCGAAGGAAAAAGAAGUCAACACCCAUCGCACAGUCAUGACGACCAGUUGCACGAUUACGACGACUGUAUCGGCAGCGAACAAGAAAGAAGCCAACACAUUUCGUUACUUGAAGAAACAUUAAAAAGUUCGAAAAAGAAUUAA